Messenger RNA from Babjeviella inositovora NRRL Y-12698, 1494 nucleotides. It is a transcript of the gene UTP15, whose product is annotated as snoRNA-binding rRNA-processing protein. Gene Ontology annotation, molecular function: protein binding. Lineage: Eukaryota; Fungi; Ascomycota; Pichiomycetes; Serinales. The record is from RefSeq and is a predicted model, not a curated record. Gene Ontology annotation, biological process: rRNA processing; positive regulation of transcription by RNA polymerase I. The transcript has a single exon. Gene Ontology annotation, cellular component: nucleolus. The coding region runs from base 1 to 1494 and encodes 497 amino acids.
AUGUCCUCCACCAAGACCAGAGUGCAGCCGCUCCGUGCGCCGACCGCGGCCCAGCAGACUACGCCUGAGCAGAGAUACUGGCGCGGAUUCACCAACACACAGCUCGUCAAGGAACACAACGCCAUUACGCACAUCCAUUUCAACCCGGUCAGUCCGCAUGAUUUUGCCGUUACAUCCUCUACUCGUAUCCAGGUAUUCGGCUCCAAGACCCGUCAGGUUGUCAAGACCUUUUCCCGUUUCAAGGAGACCGUUUACUCCGGCGAGUUCAGACACGACGGCAGGCUUCUCGUCGCCGGUGACGCGUCCGGGCUCGUGCAAAUUUUCGAUGCACACCAGCCAAGAACCUUGCUUGUGACGCUUAACCCAUCCACCCACCCGACCCACGUGACCAAGUUCCACCCUACUAAUUCCACCAACCUCUUGACCUGUUCCGACGACCGAGUCGCGCGUUUAUACGACAUCACGUCUGCACAGGCUCCCGUGAUGUCCUUCGAUGACCACUCCGAUUACAUCCGUACCGCGGCUUUUAUUCCUUCCUCGAACCUUAUCACUACCGGGUGCUACGACGGGUUCGUGCGCAUUUUCGAUGCUCGUAUCGGCGGCUCUGCCGGUCCGAUCGCCAAGUUCGACCAGGGCGCACCGGUCGAGGCGGUCAUGGCGCUCUCGCCAACCACACUCGUCACUGCCGGUGGCACUUCCGUCAAGGUCUGGGACAUGGCUGGGGGCAAACUCGUGCGUGACUUGUCCAACUUCACCAAAACCGUCACAUGUCUCGCGGAUGCGGGGGACAGAGGGGUUCUCGCGGGUUCCUUGGACGGCCACGUCAAGAUCUUUGACUCGUCUGAGGACUGGGCCGUGAAGUUUGGCUGGAAGUUUGGCGGUGGCGUUUUGUCGUGUGGGGUUUCGCCAGAUCACAAACACUUUGUGGCCGGCUUGACUUCCGGGUUGCUCUCCGUGCGCACCCGAAAGACCCAGCCGAGGGUCAAACAGGGUGUCAAGCAGCAGUCCAAGUCCAACAGUUUUGCCAGAAUGAUGAGAGGUGCUGAGUACACUGGCGAGUACGAGCACCGCAUCGUCAGCGACAAGCCAAAGCCGACUAAGAAGUUGCGUCCGUUUGAGAAGCACUUGAACGGAUUCCGAUGGGCUGAGGCGUUUGACGCGGCUUUCACCACUGGCCAGGCCAAGGAGGUGACAAUCACGAUUUUGAACGAGUUGAGAGCCAGGGGAAAGGUGAGAGUCGCGCUUUCCGGCAGAGAUGAGGCUUCUUUGGAGCCGUUGAUCCGUUGGUCCCACAAGAACAUCGAAGACGUUAAGUGUGUGGACUUGGUGGCGGACUACGUCAGCGUGUGCAUGGAAAUGUAUGGUGCGGUUGUGGAAAAGGCGCCUGUCUUGGAGGAGUUGUUGCUUAGCUUAAAGAAGAAAGUGGGCCAAGAGGUUGAGAAGGCCAAGGAGGCGUCUAGGGUUGAGGGCAUGUUGGCGUUGUUGAGUGUUUAG